Messenger RNA from Glycine soja, 964 nucleotides. RefSeq names its product BTB/POZ and MATH domain-containing protein 4-like. The transcript is spliced from 3 exons. The record is from RefSeq and is a predicted model, not a curated record. Gene Ontology annotation, biological process: protein ubiquitination. Lineage: Eukaryota; Viridiplantae; Streptophyta; Magnoliopsida; Fabales; Fabaceae. Gene Ontology annotation, molecular function: protein binding. Bases 1 to 750 code for a protein of 249 amino acids.
AUGCACUUGUUGUGUAAUAGGGGAUAUACACGGUUUUUCAAACGGAGACACCUUGAGACGUCAAAUUUUCUCAAGGAUGACUGCUUGAAGAUAAAUUGCACUAUUGCGGUUUUAGUGUCGUCCAUAGAUUCUUCUCAGUUAAACACAAUACAGGUUCCUGAAUCUGAUAUUGGUGAACAUUUUGGGAUGUUGUUAGAGGAUGAGGAAUCAUUUGAUGUUACUUUCUCGGUUGGUGGAGAAAGGUUUCAUGCUCAUAAGCUUGUUUUGGCAGCUCGAUCAACCAUGUUUGAAACUCAAUUUUUUAAUGUGAUGAAGAAGGAUGAUCAGGAGAUAGUUGUUAUUGACAUGGAACCUAAGGUUUUCAAGGCUUUACUUCAUUUUGUUUAUAGAGACACUCUUUUGGAAGAUGAAGAGCUCUUUAUGUUGGAUUCGUCAUUCUUUCCUUCGUUGUCUGAAUCAUUUAUAGCAAAGUUGUUAGCUGCUGGAGAAAAGUAUGGUUUGCCAAGACUAAUGUUAAUGUGUGAAUCUAUACUUUGUAAAGACAUAUCUGUAGAUUCUGUUGCCUAUAUUUUUGCUCUUGCUGAUCGUUAUUGUGCUACCCACUUGAAGUCCAUCUGUCAAAAAUUUUCUGCUGAAAACUUUGAUGCCGUGAUGCAUUCUGAUGGUUUUGAGUAUCUUAAGAAAAAUUGGCCAUUACUGCAAUCAGAACUGCUAAAGACUGGAGUAGGAUGCGAGAAAGAAUUUAGUUGAGAGGGAAAAUACUAAAUUGUAUGUGCUUAAUCAAAGGUCUAGUUUAGAGGAGUGACGACCUAAGAUCCAAGGUUGGAAGAGACCAGAAAAAUAUAAAAGAAGAUUAUAUAUAUAGUUGUGCAGUAAUCUUUUUAUAUAUUAUAUUAUGUUACUUUAUAAAUGAAUUGAAAUUACAUUCUUCUAUAAUGUCUCUAUUUUAUAUGUCUAAAUUAAA